Molecule: messenger RNA, 1002 nt
Organism: Cinara cedri
Lineage: Eukaryota; Metazoa; Arthropoda; Insecta; Hemiptera; Aphididae
Source: the annotation of a GenBank genome assembly
AUGCAUGCUGCAGUACACUCUCGGCUUACAGGCAUUCACAUUUUUGUGUCCAGUACUCAAUAUGCGAGAAUAUUCAAGAAUGUACGAGUGCGUACUAAAUGCUCUCAUGCUUGCUUCUCGACUGGCCUGGUCCUCGUGCACGAAAAACCCCCUCCAAACCGAGUGCUUUCGAGGCGAGACGAGAUGACACGAGCGCAUCAAUUUCAUUCACGCGUUCGGUUUGGUUACGCGGUAUCUCGGCGAAUGUGUACUGGUGGUUAUAAAGCCGUGUUCACACGGAGUCGUGAACUGGGCGAGAGCACUACUACUAGACCAGCUAGUUGUUAUCACUGCCUAGUGUGAACUGGUGGUCGUAGUAGUGAGAGUCGUCAACGACAAAAAAUAGAUUGGUCGUGAUUACUCCGGCAUGUUGGAGUGAACACGACCUACGAAAUUUGAAGUUUGUUGCGUACAUACACGUAUUUUUUUUUUUUAUAUUUUUUACGAGUGAAAUAAUGAAAUUUAUUAUUAUUAUUAAUUCAAUAAAUAAAUACAUUUUAUUUUUAUAUAAUAAUAAUAUUUCCUACGUUAACGUAAUGUCAGUUUACAAUAUGAAUGUAACACAAACAAUUCAAUUUGUGAUGCGGAAUGUUUGUGGAAAAUAAAAUGGGUAUCGAUGGUUAUGGUAUUCGUGAAGUAGCCUAAAAUAUUAAAAAUAUUAAAUCAUUUUAUUAUCAAAAAUUGAAAAAAAUAAAUAACUCUUAAAAAUCUGCAAUUGAUAUUUAUCAGCCUAAGGUACCGUGGUUUACGAUUGUCCAUUAAUUUCUGAAUUUUGUUUCAGAAAUGAAUGAAACCGUAUCUAAUCUUUGUAGUUCGUCAGUUCAAUCUGACAAUACAUUAAAUCAACUAGAAGAUAAAGACAGUUGUGGGUUAAAUGACCAAAUCGAAGUAAAUUUGUCAAACGAAAAGAAGUCUGGUCAAAGAUUUAAACUUCCUUCAAUAUCAAGUCAGGCAGUUCAAUAA